GUUUUACAUAUACGGGAAUACCAAAUUUAAAGAUGUCACCAGUCCCAUUCUUAAAGAGCUUGAACAGAUCGAAAAAGAACAUAUGCAGGAAAAGAAAUCUGCUGAAGCACAAAAGAAGCAGCUGGACCCUAUAAUUUCCAAGAAACAAAUUGAGAAACAAAUUAUGGUGGUAAAGAUGUUGCCACUUAAUGAAUUGUAUCUUGAAUGUCAAAAGCUGGUUGAUGCAAUUUCCCCCUUUGAUGAGCGCAACACUUGGUUGUCAAAAGCUUAUAAAGACAUUAUGUCCAGUCUUUCUGAUAUGAUAAGAGUAAGGUUUGAGUUUUGGCUACGAUAUCAGAUUGCCUCCCUUACUAAAAAGGACCACAUAAUGAGUGGAUUGAAAGAUACACUUGAAUCAUUAUGCACGAAGGCUGCUUUGUUCAAUGGUCGGUGGGAGGAGGACUAUGCUCCUUACUUUACUGCCUAUGAACGAAAAGAUGCACACCCCAAAAGGCCAAGGAUUCAA
Molecule: messenger RNA, 505 nt
Organism: Cuscuta europaea
Lineage: Eukaryota; Viridiplantae; Streptophyta; Magnoliopsida; Solanales; Convolvulaceae
Source: the annotation of a GenBank genome assembly